UUUACUCAAUCAUAUUUUAGUCGAUAAAUCAUUAAAAUGAGAUAUAUUGUUUUACUUUUAUAUGGUUUUGUGUACGCGAAUGGAUCUAUAGACUACUGCGGGUCGAAAAUGUGCGGGUACACAGAUGACCAUACACUCUGCCAGUAUCCACCAGGUCCCGGUCCGUCGUGUUUCGGUUACAUCCCAGCGCCAUUAUCGGGCGACGACAAGGCGCGCGUGCUGGCCAGACUCAACAGGCGACGCGCGGACGCCGCCAGCGGGCUAGCUGGGUUCCCGCCAGCCGGGGAUAUGAUUAAAUUGCGGUGGGUAGAGGAGCUGGAGCGAGAAGCCCAGCUCUGGGCCGACCAGUGUCGACCGCCGUCAAGCAUAGAAGAGCGUGACUCAUGCCGUGAUCUUUAUUCAAUAUCAGUGGGUCAAUCUGUGGCGUCGGUGGUGGGCGAAGCGCCAGGCCUCCGCCCCGAGACGAUGGUCGACAUGUGGUUCAUGCAGAACAAACACUACCACGGCAAUGCCACUGAAUAUGUAGCCCCGGUGAGUCCGCACCCGUACUACGGUGACUUCGCGCAACUGGUCUGGGCCGAGACGUUCAUGGUUGGCUGUGGACGAAGCAGAUUCAUGACAACAAAGGGCAACCGUCAUCGCAGCGUGGAGCGACUGGUGUGUAACUUUGCGCCACGCGGGCCGGUACAGUCGCGACCGCUGUGGACCAUCAACCAACCGGCUGGCGACUGUCCCCAUAGAGCACUGCCUGAUCCGGACUACAUCGGACUCUGUUCCUACCAACUUGAUCAAUCUGAAUUUUACUCUGAAAACAUGGAUGCCGAAGAAAUAGCAAAAAACGUAUUGCUCGAUGUAAUUAUGCAGCUAGAAAGUUACAAUAUUGUGAAUAACAUCGGAACUUUAGAUGAGAUGUACUUAACUAAACUAGCGGCCGUCACACAUGAAGAUUCAGUAGCUACUGAAGCAUACGCUUCUAUGAAGAAAAGAAACAUUGUUGUGCAAGCACCAGAUACCAAUAAUAUUGUUAGAAGUUACAUGCACACGACUGAAAGAAAUGAGCCUGAGUUCCUUGGCCGCCCGAAAUCAUAUGAUGUCGAAAAACUAAAUAAUGUCACGCUUGCAGCAAAAAUUGAUACUAAUGGCGCAGAUAUUAUUAACAAUGAAAUAGAAAACGGUCAUGAUAUCAGUGAUUUAUCUGAAAAGCUAGAUGAAAAUUCGAAGACAACGAUAUCACAAAAUAGAGUUACUAAUGGAACAACUACACCGAAUUUUUCUUCAUUAAUCCUAAAUGAUAACAACGAAGUGGGAAAUUAUUCAGAAUUGUUAGCAUUAUUAUCCGAAGAACUAUUCAAUUUUACGGAAGCUGAAUUGUACAAUUUGAGUGUCGCUGAUGAAAAAACUAUUGAUCAUUUUUUAUCAAAUCCGGAGAUGGCUCGGGAUCUACAAGCAGCUUUGCAGCGGAUGGAAGAGAAAUUAGCGAAAAAAUCAGACAACGAUAAAAUGCGUCGCGAUAUACGUCGUAUGGAGGAGGAAGUCAACCCGAAAUUGUUGAAGGAGAUUGAACGAAACAAAACCAUAGAAAGAGGACCCGUGAUGAAUAUGGUGUUGAAAUAUGUGCCGUAUCUGAAAUCGUACGAGGAAACGCUUAUGGGUACUAACAAAGGAUUUUCAGUACAUUAUGUUGCCCUUGGAAUACAAAGGAUGGACGAAGCAUCUGGGUCAACGGAAGCGUCACGGUCGUGGUUCCGAAAGUCCGAUGACGUGAAAAUAGAGAUCGGCUUCGGCGUGCCGCUGGGCGCCAUGUCGGCUCACCCUGUGUUCCACUCCGCCUGGGAUAUAGGAUGUCCAAAUUCAGGGUUCCACCAUAUGGCAAGAAUGAUGGAUCGAAUGAUGGCAGAGAGCCUUCAACCAUUCGGUUACGCCAGAAUGUCAACAACAAGAGACGAAAACAAGAGACCCAAUAAAGAAAAUCCACCGAGAGAUGGAGUAAGAACUUCUAGAAGUGACACUAGAAAGGUAGCGCCAAAAAAUCCAAAUACCCAUGUUGCUAACGGGACAAGACAUCUUCCAACUCAAGUUGUCAGACCUACGCCAGUAAAUAAUUUCCAAGAGAAAUCUGGUGAUAGUUCUAAACCAGCAGAUCCGACUACAGAGAAAUGGGCGGGGACUCUGAGAAGACGUGAUCCAGAGUUACAGCCUACACUCCCGUCAAUCGUUUCCAGGAAAACUUCGUCAUCGACGUCACUAGGUAGCGCCAGAAAAACUAGAUCUGUCGACAGAGUACCGAGACGUCGUUUGGUGCCUUUGAAGCAAAUGUUACGUAAAGGAGACUUAUCGGGAGAAGGGGAUGUUGCAUUAUUAGAGAAGGAUGAAAGAGUUUUCGAUCCCUCUGGCUAUGAAUUGCAUCUGGUUGAAACUCUUGAGAGGGAUAUACUUCAGAAGAAUCCAGACGUUCGCUGGAGGGAUGUUGUCGGUUUAGACGAGGCUAAAGCUGUAUUGCAAGAAGCGAUGGUGCUGCCUAUCGUUAUGCCAGACUACUUCAAGGGCAUUCGUAGACCCUGGAAAGGCAUUCUCCUGACUGGCCCCCCCGGUACCGGCAAGACGUUGCUGGCUCGAGCGGUCGCGACGGAGUGCCGCACCACCUUCUUCAACGUCUCCUCCGCAACACUCACCUCCAAGUAUCGCGGUGACUCCGAAAAGCUCGUGAGGCUGCUCUUUGAUAUGGCUGCCUUCUACUCUCCCAGCACUAUAUUCAUAGACGAAGUGGACUCUCUGUGCGCCAUGAGAGGAGCGGACUCGGAGCACGAAGCGUCGCGCCGGUUCAAAGCAGAACUAUUGAUACAGAUGGAUGGACUAGCAGCAGCUUUCAAUGAAGAAAAAGUCAUCAUGGUGUUGGCGGCCACCAACCAUCCUUGGGAUAUUGAUGAAGCCUUCAGAAGGAGGUUUGAGAAAAGGGUGCAUGUCGGUCUGCCUGAUGAGGAAUCAAGAGCCAAGCUGCUGCGUCUCUGCCUGCGAGAGGUGGUUCUGGCUGAAGACGUCAAUCUCAAAGAGAUGGCCACGAAACUGGAGGGAUAUAGCGGCUCCGAUAUCAGCAAUCUUUGCAGGGAUGCAGCAAUGAUGACAAUGAGAAGAAAGGUAGCCGGAAAAAGUCCGGACCAAAUCAGACGCCUCAAGCGUUCUGAACUUGAGGCACCGGUGUCCAAGGAAGAUCUUCUAGCGGCCAUGGAGAAGACCAAACGCACAGUGACGUCAGCUGACCAGGCCAAAUACACAACCUGGAUACAGAAGCACGGCUGCUCCUAGCAUAGGGCCAAAGCGCUGCGUGCGCUGCUCCAGCGACUGAAAUGCUCGUGAAUAAAAAAAUGAAAAUUCAAAAA
Messenger RNA from Aricia agestis (brown argus), 3377 nucleotides. RefSeq lists its product as uncharacterized. Gene Ontology annotation, biological process: microtubule severing. Bases 37 to 3303 code for a protein of 1088 amino acids. Lineage: Eukaryota; Metazoa; Arthropoda; Insecta; Lepidoptera; Lycaenidae. Gene Ontology annotation, molecular function: ATP hydrolysis activity; microtubule binding; ATP binding. Gene Ontology annotation, cellular component: microtubule cytoskeleton. The record is from RefSeq and is a predicted model, not a curated record. The transcript is spliced from 19 exons.